UGACGUUUCCAUGUGAGGGUCAAAGUUGACAGAAACCUUUACUACUUCCUUUCCUGCCAUUGGAGGCCGUAGAACAGCAUCAGCAUGGGCAAGUUUAUGAAGCCGGGGAAGGUGGUGAUGGUCCUCGCUGGACGCUACGCCGGCCGCAAAGCUGUCAUCGUGAAGAAUAUCGAUGAUGGCACGGCCGACCGCCCUUACAGCCACGCUCUGGUCGCAGGCAUCGACCGCUACCCCCGCAAGGUGACCAACAGCAUGGGCAAGAAGAAGGUUGCCAAGAGAUCCAAGAUCAAGGCUUUUGUCAAAGUGUUCAACUACAACCACCUCAUGCCUACCAGAUACUCUGUGGACAUUCCUCUGGACAAAACUGUUGUCAACAAGGAUGUCUUCAGGGAUCCUGCUCUCAAAUGCAAAGCCAGAAGGGAGGCUAAGGUCAAGUUUGAAGAGAGGUAUAAGACGGGCAAGAACAAGUGGUUCUUCCAGAAGCUCAGAUUCUAAAUUCCCUCAGUUUCACUAAUAAAAAGGUAAAAAAGA
Molecule: messenger RNA, 531 nt
Organism: Nerophis lumbriciformis (worm pipefish)
Lineage: Eukaryota; Metazoa; Chordata; Actinopteri; Syngnathiformes; Syngnathidae
Gene: rpl27
Product: ribosomal protein L27
Biological process (GO): translation
Cellular component (GO): ribosome
Molecular function (GO): structural constituent of ribosome
Source: RefSeq, a predicted model, not a curated record